Molecule: messenger RNA, 5946 nt
Organism: Mycotypha africana
Lineage: Eukaryota; Fungi; Mucoromycota; Mucoromycetes; Mucorales; Mycotyphaceae
Product: chitin synthase-domain-containing protein
Exons: 3
Coding region: 1-5946 (1981 amino acids)
Cellular component (GO): cell periphery; myosin complex; cell septum
Molecular function (GO): cytoskeletal motor activity; chitin synthase activity; ATP binding
Source: RefSeq, a predicted model, not a curated record
AUGCUAAAAACAAAAAAGUCGCAAUGGAAUAAUGGAGCAACAGUAAAUCACAAUAUUACGGACAUAGCGCUCAUACCGAACGCAACAAAUGAUAAUCUUGCUUCGUUCCUCAAAAUCCGUUACGACGAGCUCAAAAUAUAUGUAAACCUCGGUUCACAUCAUCUGAUUACUGUAAACCCAUUCAAGGAGCUUGCCAUUAAUGAUCACCAAACAAGCUUAGAAUAUGCGGCAUCAUACAAGGAAGCAUCUAAAGCAACAGCUGCAGUAGGAGCCAAAAAUCAAUCGACACCUGAUUCGCUGAUGGAUCCGCAUUUAUUUGAUUUUGUCAACCGCGUAUACUUCCACAUGAGACGAACUGGUUUUGAUGAAACUGUAUUCAUAAGCAUAGAUACAAUAAGUGUUGAUCAACUUUAUUACCGGCAUAUUUCAACAACUGUUAGGGGAGAAUCUGGCAGUGGAAAGUCAAACAUCCGCAGAUUGGCCAUCCGACAUCUUGUGCAACUGAGUAGCCACCGUAAGGAAUCCAAACUUCAAACACAAAUUAAGGAAUCACAAAGAAUCUUGCAAGCAUUUGGUGAAUGCCUAAAGUUUUUGUCGAACAACGAAAUAUGUGCAGCUUCUCGCUAUGGCUACUAUGGUGAAAUUCAAUUUAACGAAAGAGGUCGUAUGAUAGGUUCAAAGAUACUAUGUUAUUUCUUGGAAAAGUCAUGUGUCACUGUCAGUGCAUCUUCAAAAGCAGCUGAAAAUAGUAACUUCAAUAUCUUCUACUAUCUGUUGGCUGGUAUAUCUGCAGAGGAAAAGGCAAUACUGCAGUUGCCCGCUACAAACCCUGAUUAUUACAAUUUAUUGGCAAAUCACAGCAAAAGGCGUGCUGAACAAACCUCGAAGGAUGCAGAAGAGUUUAAAGAUUUGAAACUAGCUUUAAAGGUUUGCGGUUUUCAACGAGAACAGAUUGGGCGAAUAUUUCAACUGAUUGCCAGUAUUCUUCACUUGGGUAAUUUACAAUUUGUGGACCCCGUCGGUACAGGCACACAAGAAGCAUCUUAUGUCAAAAACACAGAGUUAUUAGAGCUUGUAGCUGACUUUUUAGGAUUGGAUCCUCAAGCGCUUGAAAACGUUCUAACCUUCCGAACAACAAUGAUACGAAAGGAUUUCACAACGCUUAUUUUGAAUGCAGAACAAGCUGCUCUGCAACGAGACAGUCUCUGUCAAACCUUAUAUUCACUUCUAUUCUUAUGGCUCAUUGAGCGUAUCAACAGUAAAACAUGUACUGAAGAAUUUACUAGUUUUGUCAGUCUCCUUGAUUUUCCAGGAUUACAGCAACAAAAGUCAUCAAGUGCAGCAUGUUUUGAGCAACUUUGCAUCAAUUACGGUAAUGAACGUGUUCAACAUUAUCUUGAUACAGCCUUGUUCCGAAAUGAACUGGAAAUCUUUCAACAGGAACUCGUGCCUACACCUGAAUAUACUAUAGACGGCAAUUGUAUCGAUCUGUUUAAUCGUCGAAAAGGCCUUUGCAAUCUGAUCAACAGUAUGGCUGAUACUUCUAAGCGGACUUAUACCGAUGACAAUAUUAUGGAUUCUCUGAUAAAGUUUAAUAGUAGCCAUCCUUCCUUUGACAUUAAAGUGGCUGACACCAAUGCCCGGCAUUUUAUCAUCAAUCAUUUUGGCGGAUCAAAACCUGUUGCCUAUAGCACAACAGGAUUCAUUAAUGAAAAUAGUAAUCAAAUUUCUGUUGAUUUUCUGUCCUUGUUUAAAGGUGGAUUAGAUGUACAGCCAUCAUGGAAUGCAUUUAUCGUAGAAUUAUUCGCAAACGUGUCAAUUGAAAGUCAACCCAAAAUUACCUCAGCAAUAAUUGGUGGACGCCAGUCAACGAAACCACAGCGAGCACCAUCUCAGCGUCGAUCAACUCGCCAUGUUCGUAAGAAUGAUGAGAAAGACACAGUAACCGUUAUAAAUACGUGCUCCAAUACUACCACAACAACUGUAUUGCAACAACUCCAAGCCUCGAUGGAUGAGCUUAUUGUAUCUUUGAAUGAAGUCAAGUUAUGGACUGUAUCGUGCAUAACACCAAAAAGUAUCAUCGAUCCAUUUAAACCUUCCAUAAAAAAUAGCUUUGACGUAAAAUAUGUAUCCGAACAGCUUGAACAGUUUAAAAUUGUACCUAUUAUUCAACUGCCUAGCACGCGAUAUCUAGAGUGCUACUCUCAUCAAGAAUUUAUAGAACGUUACUCCUUUUUAUUUCAAGAGUUAGAUACAGCACGCCUAGUACGUUCUCAAUGCGAAACAAUUGCGCUAUCGAAGAAUUGGUCUUCAGAUCAAAUGGAUAUCACGCAGAACAAGGUAUUCUUGAGCGCUAGUGCUUGGCAAGAAUUGGAGAACCAAUUACGACACUUUGAGAAAGCGGAGCAGCAGCAGCGCAACGAUGUAUUAAAUGCAAAUUGCAUCAAAGAGAGUGUACUUGUACAAGAAAGCGCCGGCAUUGAAGCAUCCGCUGCUGCUGCUGUGGCUGUUGCUGUAGGGUCACCUCUCCCUUCACAAAGGUUUAUGCUCAAUGACCAAGCUUCUUAUAUCUCAGAAACAGAAGAUUCCCGACAAUAUAUAGAUAAUGAAGGUUCUUGCUAUGGUGGCUCAGAAUCCUAUGUUCAUUCUCUGAACAGCAAUGACAAAAAAGCUAAUCAAUUUGGAUUGACUCCUUAUAAUCAGCCUGUGAUUGAAAAUUUAGAGGAAACUGAAGAAGACCAGGCAAAAAUGACACCUGCACGAAAACGCUGGUUAUUUUUCGUUUAUUUUGCAACAUGGUGGAUCCCAUCAAAAUUUCUGAUAUGCUGUGGUCGCAUGAAAAGGAAAGAUAUCCGUGUUGCUUGGCGCGAGAAAGUAACUCUUUGUAUGCUUAUCUUUCUAUUGUGCGCUUUUAUACUUUGGUUCUUGAUUUUUUUUGGUGAUCUUGUAUGCCCGAAACAGCAUGUCUUUUCGCCAGCUGAAUUACAGAAUCAUGACAAAAACGAUAAAAACUCUUACGUUUCUAUUCGUGGUGAAGUGUUUGAUCUGACGAACUUCGUUUCUCAUCAUUAUCCUGCUAAUCUUGUGCCUCAGUCGUCCUUAAUGGAAUAUGCUGGAAAAGAUGCCACCGAUCUAUUUCCGGUUCAAGUCUCAGCUUUAUGUCAAGGCGCUGAUGGCACACCGAUAUCACCUUACGUUUCGUUCGACUAUAAUUUGAAUUUGUCCGAUUCAAACGCGCAAUAUCACGAUUUUAGAUACUCUUCUGAGAACUAUAACCCUAAUUGGUACUAUGAUCAGAUGACUAUGUUACGGCAGAACUAUAAAGUGGGACACAUGGGUUAUGAAUACAAGGCUAUAUCUGAUCAGGCAAAAACUCCUACAAUAAUAAACGGUAUUAAUACACUGCGAACUUGGGCCGUUAUUGACAACAGAAUAUAUGAUUUGACUUCAUAUAUGAUGGGCGGACGAUAUGCUCGUGGUCCGCCCAGCGAAGAGGUACCUUCAGGAAUUGAUACCAAUUUCAUGUCCCAACCUGUGGUUGAUCUAUUCCAACAAAAAGCAGGAUCUGAUAUUACAAAUGAAUUCAACAAGUUACCACUGGAUGCCGCCACCAAACAGCGUCAGUUGGUGUGUUUGAGAAAUUUAUUUUUUGUUGGCUUUGUGGAUAGCAGAAACUCGACUAAAUGUCAGUUCUCUACUUAUUUGCUCUUAAUCGUCACAAUUCUACUCUGUGCUGUAAUUGCAUUCAAGUUUAUUGCAGCUAUCCGUCUCGGUGGUAAAAGAGCUCCUGAAGAACACGAUAAAUUUGUAAUUUGCCAAAUCACUUGUUAUACUGAAGAUGAAGAAUCACUACGGAAAACUAUAGAUUCUAUAUCUAAGUUGGAUUAUGAUGACAAGCGCAAACUCCUUUUUGUUAUUUGCGAUGGUAUGAUUGUCGGGAGCGGCAAUGACUUACCAACGCCGCGUAUAGCCCUGAAUAUCCUUGGUGUUGAUCCACAGGUAGAUCCAGAACCCCUCUCUUUUGUGUCAGUUGGAGAAGGUUCCAAACAACACAAUAUGGGUAAAAUCUAUUCUGGUUUAUACGAAGUAGCAGGACAUGUUGUACCUUAUAUCGUCGUAGUAAAAUGUGGUAACCCUCGUGAGCGCCAAAAACCGGGUAACCGUGGUAAACGUGAUUCACAACUGAUAUUGAUGCAAUUCUUAAACCACGUUCAUUAUGAUGCACCUAUGAACCCGUUGCAGCUGGAGAUCUAUCAUCAAAUGAAGAACAUUAUUGGUGUAAAUCCAAGCUUUUAUGAAUUUGUUUUAAUGGUGGAUGCAGAUACGGAAGUGGAGAGAGAAGGGUUGAAUCAUUUAGUAUCAAGUGCUGUUCAAGACUCCAAAAUUAUAGGCGUAUGCGGUGAGACGACACUCUCAAACGAAAAGGAUACGUGGAUUACAAUGAUUCAAGUAUAUGAAUAUUUCAUUUCUCACCAUAUGAUAAAGUCCUUCGAAUCCUUGUUUUCGACUGUCAGUUGUUUGCCAGGCUGUUUCACUAUGUACCGCGUGAGAACCGCAGACAGCAAGCGUGCCCUAUUUGUAAGCAAUGAAAUUAUUGAUGAUUAUUCUAUUAAUGUGGUGGAUACGUUACAUAAGAAGAAUCUUUUGCAUCUUGGAGAGGAUCGCUAUUUAACUACACUUUUACUUAAGCACUUCCCCAGUUUUAAAACAAAGUUUAAUCCUGAUGCACAUUGUAAGACUAAUGCACCAGAUAUUUGGAGUGUUUUAAUCUCUCAGCGUCGUAGGUGGAUCAACUCAACCAUUCAUAACCUCGGGGAACUUGUGUUUUUACCUCGUCUAUGCGGUUUCUGCUGUUUUUCCAUGCGAUUCGUCGUUAUGUUGGACCUUAUCAGUACUUUGGUAAUGCCUGCCAUUUUAGGCUACCUUGGCUAUUUGAUUUAUACAUUAGCUACCUCUGAUGGCAUAAUCCCUAUAAUCACCAUUGCUACAGUUGCUGGCACUUACGGUUUACAAGCUUUAUUAUUCAUCAUAAUGGGACGCUGGGAGUUUAUUAUCUGGAUGCUCGUUUCGAUUCUGGCCAUUCCUAUUUUCUCUUUUUACAUUCCUAUUUACGCCUAUUGGCACUUUGACGACUUUUCUUGGGGAAACACACGUAUCGUUGUAGGUGAAAAAGGAAAGAAAUUAGCUGUAGCUGCCGACGAAGGAAAUUUCGAUCCAAAAUCCAUUCCUACAAUGAAAUGGUCACAAUACGAACAAGCAAUUCUGUCAGAAGAACACUGGAGUGACAAUUUAUCUCAAGGCAGUAGUAGUGCUUAUACUCAGACAAGCCGGCCAAGCAAUUAUAGUAGCAGCAACAAUGUAAAUCGCAUGAUAAUUACUCCAGCAGGAUCAGCAACAUAUAAUCAAGGCGGCAUCUUGGGAAACACUGAGAAUAUGACAGCUUACACAUCUAGUAUGAUGCAGUACAUACCUCAACAGCAGCGAAUGAGCAGUGUCUUCGAUCAACAAAGUAUCAGUAUGCCUUCCUCAACUUCUUUACCUAUGAUGGUGGCUUACAGUAAUAGCACGAGUAUUUUGCCGUUGACGUCCAAGGCAUCGAGUCGAUCUAUUACAUCCUUUGCGCCGCCACAAUCAUAUCAAAAUUUACAUGGUGGCCAGCAAUAUAUACCUUUGCAGCAUUCGUCUCAGUUUGGGAAUAGCAGAACAAAUUCCUUCAUUACGGAUUCCAAUGCGCCAAAUGCUCCAACUACUAUUGAGGACAAUCCAAAAAACGGAGAGAUUUUUGAGGAGGUACAAAGGAUCCUUACUACAGCAGAUCUGACAAAGAUUACCAAAAAGCAAGUUCGAGAAGAACUACAGGCAACUUUUGGUGUUCCCAUGAAUGCUCGAAAGGAUUAUAUAAAUUUUUGUAUUGAGGCUAUAUUGCAAAAUAAUAGCAGCACUUAA